This is a messenger RNA of Lagenorhynchus albirostris (white-beaked dolphin), 1180 nucleotides long. RefSeq names its product canopy FGF signaling regulator 2 (gene CNPY2). Gene Ontology annotation, cellular component: endoplasmic reticulum. Bases 514 to 1062 code for a protein of 182 amino acids. The record is from RefSeq and is a predicted model, not a curated record. The transcript has 6 exons. NCBI's taxonomy places the organism in Eukaryota, Metazoa, Chordata, Mammalia, Artiodactyla, Delphinidae.
ACACCUUUCUUUUUGAAGGUCCGAGCCCACCUAGAUUGGCACGCGCGAGCCUGACCGCCUCCGUGCACCACGUCAGGUUCUGACUCUGCUUCAAGCCACUCCUAUUCUUCGGCUGACCGCCCCCGGUGGUCACGUGGAGCUGCUCGCCACGCAAGUCUGGGUCCUGCGAUCCACCGGGGUCCUUGCCGCCUGGGAGCCGCUCCUACGCUGCCUGUUCGCGCGAGAGUUUGGAGGGGCGGGUUUCGGGUCGGUCUCUACUGUGGGACUCGUACCGUAGCGCAUCUGAGACCUGCUUAGGCGUCCACUUAGGGCUCGAGGUGCUGGCUCAGGCAGUCGCCGGGGCACCCCGUGUCUGGAAAGCGCAGGAGCGCUCUGGAGAAGCCUGGACAGCCCCACUUUCCCGCAGCCAGGUGCUAGGGUCGGGAGCUAAAGUGAGAGUCCGGCUGUCUUCCAGCGCCUGGGCCACGGCGGCGGCCCUGGGAGCAGAGGUGGAGCAACCCCAUUGCGCUAAAGAUGAAGGGCUGGGGUUUGCUGGCCCUGCUUCUGGGGGCCCUGCUGGGAGCUGUCGGGGCCCGGAGGAGCCAGGAUCUACACUGUGGAGCUUGCAGGGCUCUGGUGGAUGAACUAGAGUGGGAAAUUGCCCAGGUGGAUCCCAAGAAGACCAUUCAGAUGGGCUCUUUCCGAAUCAAUCCAGAUGGCAGCCAGUCAGUGGUGGAGGUGCCUUAUGCUCGCUCAGAGGCCCACCUCACAGAGCUGCUAGAGGAGGUAUGCGACCGGAUGAAGGAGUAUGGGGAACAGAUUGACCCUUCCACCCACCGCAAGAACUAUGUACGUGUAGUGGGCCGGAAUGGAGAAUCCAAUGAACUGGACCAACAGGGGAUCCGAAUUGAUUCAGACAUCAGUGGCACCCUCAAGUUCGCGUGUGAGAGCAUUGUGGAGGAAUACGAGGAUGAACUCAUUGAAUUCUUUUCCCGAGAGGCUGACAAUGUUAAAGACAAACUCUGUAGUAAGCGAACAGAUCUAUGUGACCAUGCCCUGCACAUAUCGCAUGAUGAGCUAUGAACCACUGGAGCGGCCCAGACUGACAAGCUUGAUGGAUCACCCCCAGGAGGGGAGAGGGUGGCAAUGCCUUUUAUAUUAUGUUUUUACUGAAAUGAACUGAAAAAAUAUGAAACCAAAA